AUGAAAAGAAUAAAACGUUACCUUAAAGGGCGCAGAUUCUGGAAACAGCUGAUAGACAACAUUUGCAUUAUUUCCGAUGUCACAGUCGGACGCGUGCACUUUUCCCACGUUAGUCAAGAGAUGACCAGUCUGGCUCCCUCCUGCGAUGACUAUGGGAGCAUCGUUGAGGCCAUGCGCUUGGUUGUGACCUUGGCCGGGCACAUGGGCAGGGUCUUCUCUGCCAGUGGGAGUGUCGGAAGGUUGGCUCUUCAUAGCGCCUCCGAACUCUCCGGGCUGCUCGGGCACUGUAAAGUGGUAGACGGUCUGAGUGAAGAGAGGGCUACAGUCAUUGAUGUCUAUGAGGGCAACUUCGACAUUCGUGGUGUCAUUGAGAGGUGGUCGGCCACGGUCUUGGGCCAGGAUCUAUUCUCAGAAGGUGAGUGUAAAGAAAGAGACAACUUAAAAGUCAAUUAA
Messenger RNA from Protopolystoma xenopodis, 453 nucleotides. NCBI's taxonomy places the organism in Eukaryota, Metazoa, Platyhelminthes, Monogenea, Polystomatidea, Polystomatidae. The record is from the annotation of a GenBank genome assembly.